AGAAAAUGUAACGGAAUAAUAAUCGGACCUCUAUCCAGCAAUGGACAAAGACCACUGGAAGAGAGAGUUGUUCGUAGCGAAGAGUCGUGAAUACUCAAACCAUGAUUGGGAUCUGCUUAAACAAAUACACUCUACAUCAUCACCACUAAAGGGUUUCGCACCGACUGAAGAAGCACACGCUGAAAGAGUUCUGGCAGGAAAAGUACGAGAUGGGCAGACGACAAACCACGUCUUUUCACCAUUUUCACUAGCAGCUAUAGCAGCUUGUGGCCUUCUACUUCUCACGGUAGUCCUAGCAUAUGCUUUCAUCAGAAGAAAUCGUCGCAAACAUCUCAAAGAUGAUUAUAAUACUUCCAGCAUCCUGGUUUACCCAUCUAGCAGAACAGGAUCACCUCCUCAGUUUCAGACAAAGGACAUUCAUUUCAGUCUUCCGCCACUAAGAAGCACAUCAUUGGGUGACCUUGCGGAGGACCCCUACGACUCAGACGUUGGUAUCACAGAUGCCCUAUUACUACCUACUGUAGGCUGCUAUGGGUUGGGUGUAAUCGAACCCGCCCUGUACAAGAGCACAUUGGAUCUGGAUGAGAUUCAGUGGCCUGAGGGACAUAUAGGAAGGCUUUGGUUUUCUUUGAAGUACGAACCUUCCACAGAAAAGCUGCUCGUCUCGUUGCUGAAGGCCAAAAAUCUGCCUUCCAGGACCGUGGGAACCGUGAAUAGCUGUGAUCCUUUCGUAAGUGCUGUAAGUGGUUCAUGAGUUACGUAUUUAGUGUUUAUGUGAAUGUGAUCAGCUGAUUUUAUGGAUCCGCUAGUCGCUGUAUUCCUCCUUUCUGUCUCAGGAAUCAUCGUUUUGAUAUGGAACUGGUGCACCGACAGUUAUAAUCCACAGUAUGAUACGAGGAUAUUAGAGGGUAUGUCACCAGGUUAUGUUCCAGGUGGUUACUGUAUUAACCCACGACCGGAUCAGGCUGUUAUGGGACGACGUAGAGCAAUGUUGUGCGAUACAUCAGUACUUGGACCCAGCACAACCAGAUACGACCAAUUACUGCGAAAUCAGUAUCAACAAUGUGGGAGUAGCAUAAGGUCAUCAGUAGUCAUAGUAACGCGAAAUAUAAUAAAACUGCAGUAUCGAAGGAAGAAAACUGGGAUGAGCCGAUCGAUAGUACCCCGCAAUAUAUCAAAACUAUCGUACUGAAGGCAGCAGAAUGGGAUAUGCCGUUACUUGGUACCGCGAAAUAUAUUAGAACUGUAGUAUCGAAGGAAGAAAACACGGAUAAGCCGAUCCAUAGUAGCCCGCAGUAUAUUAAAAAUAUCGUACCGAAGGCGAAGGAAGAAAGCUGGGAUAAGCCGAUCCAUAGUAGCCUGAAAUAUAUCAAAGCUAUCGAAUCGAAGGAAGAGAGCUGGGAUAAGUCGGUACAUAGUAGCCCGAAAUAUAUUAAAACUAUCGUGCCGAAGGAAGAAAAAUGGGAUAUGCCGUUACUUAGUACCGCGAAAUAUAAAAAAACUGCAGUAUCGAAGGAAGAAAACUGGGAUGAACCGAUCCGUAGUAGUCCAAAUUGUAUCAAAACUAUCGUACCGAAGGAAGAGAGCUGGGAUAAGCCGAUCCAUAGUAGCCCAAAUUAUAUUAAAAAUAUCGUGCCGAAGGAAGAAAACUGGGAUAAGCCGAUCCAUACUAGCCUGAAUUAUAUCAAACAUCAAAAUCUGGGGUGAAGGAAUCCUGACAAGCCGCAAGUAUAUUAAAAUUACCAAAUCCAAGGAAGAAAACUGCGGUAGGGAGACCGAAACUAGCCCGAAAUAUACCGGUACUGCCGUACAGAAGAACAGUCUGUACUGGGAUAAAACUAAUAUUAGACCAAUCAAAAUGCCUGAGCGAGAAGAGACGGCAGGUAGUUCUAAUGAAGUUUGUACGAGUACAUCAUAUGAAUUGCCAAGACACCAAAGUACUUCCAAAGCAAGAAACUCAUCAUAAAAAACAUGAUCGGGCCACUUCUGAUAAUGCCGUUGCCAAAGAAGCAGCUUUGGGUCCAACAAAGAAUAUCAAUAUCCCCUUACGGUGUUUUAACAUAAAUGAUAGUAAGGGAGAUGAUGUUUUGACUUGGCGGAAUUAGGAAAAUUUUUGAUAAACCAAUAUUCACCUGGAAGGCCAUGUAUAAAGAAAAUAGUGCGAAAUGAUAACUUAAUGGAUGAACUUUUAGAAAACUUCAGUAAUUUUGAAGAAAUACCAUUUUUUUAGAGAAUUUCUUGACGAAGACAACGAAUAUUAUGAAAAAGUAGAAUACUUGUUCCGGACUUCAAACAAAAGAUGCUUCAAAAUUUUAUUGCAGUUUCGAUUGAAUGUGCUUCAACUUUUUCACGGCACGAAGCUAGAAAAUCUUGAUGGAUACUCUCGGCAAAUUUCAAUUGGAGAUUAACCAAUAAACAUUUAUUUGGAAAGGGCAUUUCUUUUACAAAUGUCUCCAAUCUUGCAACAUUUCGUGGGGAUGUGAAAAAUAUACACAAAGUGAUGAUAAUGAGUUUGGUGCUUGUUAAUGAUGUGUGUAGAGGUAAUGAAAACAUGGUGAUUUCAAGAGAACCGUAUGACACCGCGACUGAUCGUUCAGGAAAAGUGCUUGUGAAGUUUGAAGACAAUACGUUUUAUCCAUUAUAUCUGAUACAUUACUCUGGGUUCGAUAGAUAUAUGUACAUAUAUUAUAAAAGGCAAAACAAAAGUGAUUUUUUUCUUAGUAUAUGGAUACACCAGUAGGAAGAUUUCUCAUUUUUUAAUCUAUGUAGGUCCUAUUGUGGAUAGCUUAUAUGCUUCUAAAUUGUAGUAUGUUUUGUGGUACUUCAUACAUGGAUUUCAAGGUUUAAAAAACAGACAUUCAUGAAACUGUUUCAAAUAUUUUUCUCCAAAGUUCUCUCGGAUAUUGAGGAACUGAUCAUAAAGAUAAAAAUACUUUUUUGUGAAUAAUUGUAUGCCUGAAUAAUAUAUAAUAUAUAUAAAUAUAUGUAUAUUCGUAAUAGGUUGGUCAUCACUGCCUUUUGCCUACAAAUAUGUAUAGUUUAUAUUUUUUAUUUUAAAACCUCAAUAAAAGUGGUGGAAAAUUACUGUCGGACAAUGAAAUCUUACGAUCAAUAUCAAUAAAGACUGGACGUUAGUUGCAUCACUGCCUAUUGCCCACAAAUAUCUAUAGUUUAUGUUUAUUUAUUUUGAAGACCUCAAGUGGUGGAAAAUUACUGUCGGACAAUGAAAUCUUACGAUCAAUAUCAAUAAAUACUGGACGUUAGUUGCAAUGCAUCUAGUUUUAUUGUCUUCAUCUCGAAUCGUUUUCAAGACAAAAUGUUAAAUUAUUUAAGUUACCUUACCUAUUUCAGUAUGAAUUGUUAGAACAAAUUUAGUUUGACCAAUUUUGUGUAAAGCUACUAUUUUGCCAUAAAAAGCUACAAGGCCUUUCAGAUUUGCAGUACAAUUGUCGAAUAUAACCGGACGGGUUAACUCUUUCAAAAAUCAAUCUAAAUAUUUAGUAUGUUGUAAUA
Molecule: messenger RNA, 3513 nt
Organism: Acanthoscelides obtectus
Lineage: Eukaryota; Metazoa; Arthropoda; Insecta; Coleoptera; Chrysomelidae
Source: the annotation of a GenBank genome assembly